AUGUCCAAGAAGGAACCUGAGCAGGACCCCAAGUUGGUCACAGACAAGACGAAGGUGAAUUUCGUGCAGGAGGACCCAGGAACGAACACGACCAAGUUUAAGUACUACCCUGACGACCCAGAGUCAGCAUACCACAGGGACCAGUUUAGGACAAAACAACCUACGAAAUACUACGAUCCAUGCCAGGAAUCCGCUCAACUGAGCUUCAAAUGUCUGGAACUCAACAACUACGACAGGUCGCUCUGCAAGGACUAUUUCGACGCAUACAGGGAGUGCAAGAAACAGUGGCUCAAUGCCAGAAAGACAGACCGCUCCAAAUGGGAGUAA
Messenger RNA from Kazachstania africana CBS 2517, 327 nucleotides. It is a transcript of the gene COX23, whose product is annotated as Cox23p. Bases 1 to 327 code for a protein of 108 amino acids. Lineage: Eukaryota; Fungi; Ascomycota; Saccharomycetes; Saccharomycetales; Saccharomycetaceae. The record is from RefSeq and is a predicted model, not a curated record. The transcript has a single exon.